This is a messenger RNA of Nicrophorus vespilloides, 1231 nucleotides long. Its product is annotated as putative nuclease HARBI1. The transcript has 2 exons. The record is from RefSeq and is a predicted model, not a curated record. Lineage: Eukaryota; Metazoa; Arthropoda; Insecta; Coleoptera; Silphidae. Bases 71 to 1147 code for a protein of 358 amino acids.
CUUCAACGAACUGCGUUUCCUUGAAGCGUUGUUUCAUAAGUGUGAGUAACAGCUGUUCUGAUCAACAAAUAUGCUAAAGACGAUGGGAGACUACGAUGAUCUCGAUGAAGAAGUAUAUGAUGAAGAGGAGGAGCUGUACCAUAUGUAUUUCAGACAGCCAAACACCAUAAAACCUCGAAUGGAUAAUUUGGAGAACUGGAGCGAUGCUGAAUUCUACGAAAAGUUUCGUUUCACCAAGCACACAGUAGUGGGAUUGCUGGAGCAGAUCAAGAAUAAACUGAUACACAAGACGAAUAAGAAUAAUCCAGUGACUCCUGUGCAACAGCUCCUGAUUACAUUGGGUUUCUUUGCAAGUGGCUCCUUUUACAUCACAAUUGGAGACUUUGCUGGUAUUCAUAAGACAACAACUGGAAAAAUUAUACAUAGGGUAUGUGAUGCUAUUUCGAGUCUGCUGGAUCAGUAUGUUUACAUGCCAUCGAAUACCAGUGAGGUUGAUAAGAGUCAAUUGGAUUUUUACAAUGUUGCUCAGUUUCCUAACGUUCUUGCAGUAUUGGAUUGUACCCAUGUAAAGAUACAAUCUCCAGGUGGAGAGGAUGCUGACUAUUACAGAUGCAGGAAUGGGUACUUUGCUAUCAACGUUCAGGCUAUGUGCAACGCAUCUCUGAAAUUCGUUGAUAUUGUGGCGCGAUGGCCGGGUUCGACGCACGCGAGCACGAUUUUCGAGAAUUCCUUCGUCAAGUCGAGAUUCGAGAACAAAGAGUUCAAAGAUGGUUUAGUUCUCGGCGGUGGCUGCUUUCCGCUGCGGAACUAUUUGAUAACACCUAUCAGGAAUCCGCAGACGGAGGGCGAACAUCGCUUCAACGAAUCUCACAUGAAGACGAGGAGGAUUAUGGAGAAAUGUUUGAGGCUGUGGAAGAAGAGGUUUCCUAUCUUGACGACAGGCAUGAGAUGCAAGGUGCCUCUGGUGCAGAAGAUCAUCGUAACCACGGCAAUUCUACAUAACAUAUCCAUAGAUUGCAACGAAACUGAACCGGAUGUUGACGGAAGUUCCGGCGAGGAAAACGAUAUUUUGUUUAAUUGCAACGAAGUCGUUCAUCAAGAUGCUAGAAAUGAUUUGAUCAAGUACUUUUCUAACUCAACUAACUAAUGUUCCUAUGGUUACUCUGCAUGUAAAUAGUUACUUUUUUGUAGCGAACUUUCCCAUUACUAAUUUUAUAUUUUUUUAUACAAA